CCUUUGUCUGACCUUGAUGUUGGUUGAUAACGGACUUGCAUAUUUAUUCAAAGGGCAUAUCUAGCUUAGGAGCUGAAAUGCUUCGGCAGCCCUGUCAAGGCAUCGAUCAAAUACCCUGUCAAACGGAGUUCCUGGGGACUUAGUUUGCGGUCAUGUCAGCGAAGCUCGCGAUCAAAGUAUGCUUUGUGACAGUCGGCGCAACUGCUUCUUUUGAAGAGCUUGUACGCGCUGCGCUGGAUCCCUCAUUUGUGACGGCCCUGGAGAAAAAUGGCUACUCGCAUUUACUGGUACAAUACGGCAAAAAUGCGGCGAUUUAUGAUAAUUUCCUCAAGCAGUAUCCACCUGAGCGCAGGCCCUGGCGCAGAAUAGAUAUCGGUGGUUUCUCCUUCCACGAGCAUGGGCUGGGAGGAGAGUUUGCAUUGGCUCAGGCGGACAUAAGUAAAGGACGAAGUGGUGGGUUGGUUAUCAGUCACGCAGGUUCUGGCACUAUUCUCGAGGACAACCAUCAAGAGGAACUAGCGCGCCAGUUACAGAAACAAGGAUACGUGGUUGCUAGUCACUAUCAAAAUCUUUGCCAAGCACUACAUCAGGCUGAACAACUGCGAGCUCGCAUGUUAAGGUGGCCGCCUGUUCGUGGCCCUGGCCAGAAAAACCAACCGACACUGGAGCAAGUAAUGUCUGAUGAGAUGGGAUUUGUGGAUUGAAAAAUACCGUCAACUCCCUUAUGAUUGAUGAUUUAUGCUACCUCUUGGCUACUCUCAUAUGAACUGCGAACGAUCACGUCGCCGCUACUCCUUCAUCCUCGGUGCUUCCAACUGUUGGAAUUGCUCCAAGCUUGACCUCAGGAUAUCUGGUCCAAGCUUUUGUGCCUCCUCCAUGGGCCUCAAGGCAGGUUUGUUGGUCGAUCGAGCCGUGUGGUCAAAUAGAAGAAAGGCCGAUGCCUUGUUUGUUUAGUGGACGACCGUCCAUGAACAUUGGAUUUUGCCUGCUUAGGUAUUUAUAUUGUUUUCAAGCCUUCAGGAUCCGUUAUCGUGAUAUUCGGU
Messenger RNA from Aspergillus novofumigatus IBT 16806, 1043 nucleotides. It is a transcript of the gene alg13, whose product is annotated as N-acetylglucosaminyldiphosphodolichol N-acetylglucosaminyltransferase catalytic subunit ALG13. Gene Ontology annotation, cellular component: UDP-N-acetylglucosamine transferase complex; extrinsic component of endoplasmic reticulum membrane. Lineage: Eukaryota; Fungi; Ascomycota; Eurotiomycetes; Eurotiales; Aspergillaceae. The transcript is spliced from 4 exons. The record is from RefSeq and is a predicted model, not a curated record. The coding region runs from base 153 to 704 and encodes 183 amino acids. Gene Ontology annotation, molecular function: hexosyltransferase activity. Gene Ontology annotation, biological process: dolichol-linked oligosaccharide biosynthetic process.